AAAUCAAGCGAACUAUCAAGACUAAUCGAGAAUUUAUAACUGGGGUAGGCAUUGCAUUAGCUGAAGCUAUACUCGAGCUACACGGUUCCUUUAUCUUAGAACGGCAUUUGGUCAUUUAUCUCGAGGAAAUUUUUGUCAAAGUAUUCUAUCUUCAUUUAGAAUAACCAAGCGAUCAGGAAAGCAAAACUCGCUUCGCAGCUGAGCGAUUGUGGUUUCUUGGGUAUAGAGUAGAGUCGACGCUGUCAGACGCUGUUUCGACAGUUAGCCUAGGAAAAAUUUCGUGAGUAGCAGCAUGUGAUAAUAAGCAUUUUUCCUCUUUCCCAAAUAUAUUUCGUUUCGUUUUGUUUCGCAGAAUAGAAUAAGCUUGGCGUUACUGACGGGCACGAUUUCAGACAAGCUAAAUACCCGCCAGUCUCGAAGCGAACCUGGAAAGAUAAAACGCCUUCUCUUAAGCUCCAGAAUACAUGCAUAUUAGGCAUUAUGCUCAAAUUUUCGAGCAUAAUAUAUCUAACUCUAAUUUACAGCGUCGAAUCUACUCUAUGUUGGAGAAACCACAACCCCUCAUCUGUGAAGCCAUUCUUGUUUUCCUGAUCGCUUGGUAAUUCUAAAUGAAGAUGGAAUACUUUCAGACGAUUAGAAAGUACUAGAAAAAGGCAUUUUGCCGAAAUUCUAGGAAAUUUUCUGACGUCCAGGCGUUUAUACCCUUUCCGGCUGCCGAGCAUAUAGCCAGAGCGUAUUAAUAACUGUAUGUAUUUGAUUUAAUUUGACCACUCUUUAGCCUGAAUUUCAGACGAUUGCUUCGAGUCGAAGUAUUUGAUCGUCAAGAAAUUCGGGCUAACCCCUUGGUUAUAUUCAUGGAUGGCUGCAUUUCGGGAGAAAUUUCUGGAAGCAUUUACGUCACUUUUGUUGAAACUGAAAGCUAAAGGAAGGAAAAAUCCCAUAGGUUUAGUUUCUUCUUGGUAGAAGGGUUGAUUGUUGCAAAUUGCUUAUAGGUAAGUUUUGUGCAAGUCUGGUUAUUAUGUGAAGGAAAAUGUAAUUGACUUUUAUACUUACUUGAUUUGCAAAAUUUUUUUUUUCUGGUAGACUUUUUCGUCGUGACAAAUCAAGCGAACUAUCAAGACUAAUCGGGAAUUUAUACUGAGGUAGGCAUUGCAUUAGCUGCAGCUAUACUCGAACUACACGGUUCUUUUAUCUUAGAACGACAUUUGGUCAUUUAACAUAAACAUUUGUUUUUGAGUUUUCCUACUUAUUGGUGAAUUCUUCGCCUGAGGAACUCGUAAAGAUUAAAGUAAUAUUCAUUCUAAGACAAGGAAUGUUUAGAUAGCAAAAUCUCCAAAAAUCCGUAAUGUUUUUUAACCCACAUAAGAGCUUUCCCGGCCGCCAGCUAAAAAUGCCGCGUCACGCAAAAGCCUGGAAAUUCAAGAGUACCGUAUCGAAAACAAAGAACCAGUUUGAACCUAAAACUUUUUGUAUAGGUCUUAAGGUGCUCUAGUGUCACAUGGAAGUAGAAACUCAGAAGAAGCGAUAGUUUCUUAGUUUGAAUUUUGGUGACGUCAUGUGAAAACCAAGAAUUCUUGGUGGGAGGUGUGCCGCCCGGUUCUUUAAAUCCUGACCCGAUAUCAGACCAAAAAAUGUUAUUUCCCACGCCCGUUUUCAGAAUAGACCUCUAAAAUCCAUACCCGUUGUCAGACCUGGCAUUUAGGCAGAAAUUAUGUUAUCUACGCGAACAAAAAAAAUUAUUCAAAUCCAGUUCGAAUUCGCAUAUUUUUCUCUCUUUCUUACUCAUUUGGAAUUGAAACGAUAAAAUACGUUCCUAGACUCCGUAGUUCCCUCGAAAACCAUACCCGAUUCCAGACCAAAAUGGGCAAAGUGUGUACCCAUUUUCAGACCAAAACGGCGCAAAAACCCUAGGGUCUGCCGGAUUAUGCUCGAAAAGUAGAGUAUUAUGCUUUCGGGCGUCACCCGUGAAACUAGGGUAUUAUGCUCAAAAUUAUGCUCGACUGGAGGUAUUAUGCUCAAAUUAUGCUGGACUAAAAUGACACUUCCACCCCACCCCCCCAUAGGCCUGUAUCUAUUAAUAAACAUUCCUAGUCUUUCAUUUUUGAAAGAAUUGUUAGACAAUAAUUAUUCAGUUACACAUUUGAUGAGCAAGCGAAAGGUCGGAAAUUGUGAGGCAUUGAAAGGCCUUACUGUAUGUCUUUCUCGAAUGAACUUGGAUUAUAGCAAAAUGCACUGGGUACGAGUCUAACGUAUCAAGUUAAAAUAUUCCCACUUUUAUCAACUUUCUACAUUCGCACAUAGAGCGUCGCUACGAGCGAGUUGCUGGUAAAAUUUGCAUACACCUCUCACAGUUUUCAGAAACAGAGGCAUUAUGUUCCAAAAAUAUUAGUAUUAUGCCAGCAUUAUGCCUGAUGCUCCAGAUAUAGUAUUAUGCUCAAAAUUAUGCCGGCAUAAUCCGGCAGACCCUAAAAAACCCUAUCCGAUGGGGCGGCACAUACCUAUUCUUGGUUUUCACAUGACGUCAAUAAAAUUCAAACUAAAAAAACUAUCGAUCCUACCGAGAUUUUGCUUUCACGAUGUAUUAGAGCAGCUGAAAACUAAAUUUCAUACAAAUUUUCGCUCCAAAGGGGUUCUUGGUUUUGUGAUAGAGUACGCUUGAAUUUCUAAGCUUCUGGUGACGCGGCAUUUGCAUGACGGCCAAGAAAGCUGUCGUGUAGGUUAAAAAAUGACUUAUUUCACAAAGUUUUGCUAUCUAGACAGUCGAUGUGUUAGAAAAAGUAUCACUUUAAUGUUUAUGAGUUUCUCGAAGAAUAAAUUCACGCUUUUGUAGCGAAACUCGGUAACAGAUGUUUCUGUUGGUUUCCGUCCGCCAUGUUGGAGCUCAUGUUGGUGAGCACCAGCAUGGCGUCUCCAUACAAAUCUCUAUAAAUUUGGGUAAAACGUUUCUUCGGAUAUCUCGCAUACGAAAUAUUCCUCUGACCUGAAUCUUGGCGAGGGUCUUUGUAUAUGUACCUCCUUUCAUUUCCCAGAUUCUGGACUUUAUCUAUUGAACGGUUUUGAUUUCUCUUUUGAUCUAUUUUGAAUGGCGUCACACUGAAAACCAGCAAUAUGGCUUAUUUAUGGCACUCCCCCCCCCCACACACACACACAUACGGGUGGCGCUGUCAGACGCUGUUUCGACAGUUAGCCUAGGAAAAAUUUCGUGAGCGCGUUACUCACGGGUACGCUUUCAGACAGGCUAAAUACCCGGCAGUCUGAAAACAGAGCUGGAAAGUUAAAAGUCCUUCUCUUAAGCUCCAGAAUACAUGCAUACCGUUCAUUAAUUAUGCUCAAAUUUUCUAGCAUAAUAAUUUACAUCUAAUCCUAAACAGCGUCGACUCUAUUCUAUGCCCAUGAAACCACAACCGCUCAUCUGCGAAGCCAUUUUUGUUUUCCUGAUCGCUUGGUAAUUCUAAAUGAAGAUGGAAUACUUUUAAAUGAUUAGAAAAAGGGAUUUUGCAGAAAUUCUAGAAAAUUUUCUGACUUCCGGGCAUUUAUUAGUUUAAGACCCUUCCCCGCUGCCGAGCAUAUAGCCACAGCGUAUUUUAAAAUAACUGUACAUUCGAUUUAAUUUGACCCUCUUUAGCUAACCUACGUGGCAGGCGUUAAAAGGGGAAGGGGAAGGGGGAAUUUGGGCCAGGAAGAAAGGAAAGGUUCCCCUCCUCCUUCCCCUCUUGCGCGCGGUCUCGCGCGGCCUUCUUCCCUUCCGCUUCUCUUUCGAACGCCAGCCACGCAGGCCACUGUUUAGCCUGAAUUUCAGACGAUUGCUUCGAGAAUGCUUCGAGCCGUUUUUACUCCAAUCUCGUCCCCAGAGGCCGCGAUGUCGCUGACCAAAAGGAAACGUACAUAUGUUAUCGUCUGAAAUUCAGGCUAACCCCUCAUCUGCUUUUUUUUUCAUGGAUGCCUGCAUUUCGGGAGCUAUUUCUGGGAGCACUUACGUCACUUUUGUUGACGUAGAUCAAAAUGAAACUGAAAGCUAAAGGAAGGGAAAAAUCCCAUUUAAUUAGGGUUGAUUGUUGCUUAUUGGUAAGUUUUGUGCAAGUCCGGUUAUUUUGUGAAGGAAAAUGCAAUUGACUUUUAUACUGACUUGCUUUGCAAAAUAUGAUUUCCUCGUAGACUUUUUUGUCGUGACAAAUCAAGCGAACUAUGGAGACUGCUUGGGAAUUUAUAUCUGAGGUAGGCACUCCAUUAGCUGAAGCCGGCUAUACUUGAACUACACGGUUUCUUUAACUUAGAACGGCAUUUGGUCAUUUAUCUCGCUGAAACUUUUGUCAAAGUAUUCUAUCUUCAUUUAUAAUAACCAAGCGAUCAGGAAAACAAAACUCGCUUCGCAGCUGAGCGAUUGUGGUUUCUUGGGUAUAGAGUAGAGUCGACGCUGUCAGACGCUGUUUCGACAAUUAGCCUAGGAAUAAUUUCGUGAGUAGCAGUGCGUGAUAAUAAGCAUUUUUUCUCUUUCGCCAAUAUAUUUCGUUUCGUUUCGUUUCGUUUCGCAGAAUAGAAUAAGUCGGGCGUUACUCACGGGCACGAUUUCAGAGAAGCUAAAUACUCGCCAGUCUUAAAGCGAACCUGGAAAGUGAACACGCCUUCUCUUAAGCUCCAGAAUACAUGCAUAUUAGCCAUUAUGCUCAAAUUUUCGAGCAUAACAUAUGUAACCCUAAUUUACAGCGUCGAAUCUACUCUAUUCCCGAGAAACCGCAACCCCUCAUCUGCGAAGCCAUUCUUGUUUUCCUGAUCGCUUCAGUGGUAAUUGUAAAUGAAGAUGGAAUACUUUCAGACGAUUAGAAAGUACUAGAAAAAGGCAUUUUUCAGAAAUUCUAGAAAAUUUUCUGACUGCCGGACAUUUAUAGUUUUUUUUAAGACCGUUCCCGGCUGCCAGGCAUAUAGCCACAGCGUAUUAAUAACUGUGUGCAUUUGAUUUAAUUUGACCACUCUUUUACCCUGGUCCCAGAGGUUUUUCUUGAUUUUUCUUCGCGAAAGAGAUCAAGAGGAAGCCGCGAAGCGGCGACAACGAGUCGCAAAAGCGACGAGGAGAGAGAGAAAAACCUCUGGUUACCUUGGCCUCGAAUCUCACUUUCAUGCAGACGACAGCGUCAGGAUCUGACCCUCGGGCGUUGAUUGGUUGAUAGUUUUUCAAACACGCAAACCAAUUUGAUUGGCUCGUUUAAUUGUAACUACCGAGGGGACGCUGAGGAUUUUCACACCUCAUUUUGCCUCUCUCUACUAGGGAAGAAAAUUGUUUGUAUGCUGCACUCGCAAUAACAUUUGCACGGGACCAAGACACGUAAAGGCACGCCAUAUUUCGAGAUUUUGACAUGGAUGUUGUUCCUGAAAGAAUAUUCGAAGAAAUUUUGACCUCGGUACUUAAUGAGCGCUUUCCUGAGUCUCCCUGAACGACAAAAGAAAGCUUUGUUCGCUGCGUUGAGUCGAAAGGAUGUGUUCACUAUUUUAUCAACCGGACAUGGAAAGUAUAUUUUCUGUAACAAUACUGUCAUUCCAUUAAAUAAACUAACUUGUUUAGGGCUGCAAAAUAAAAAAUCUCCGAAUACGGAAUGAAAGUUUCCUUGUAGGAAAAAAAAACAUACAACUUUGUACAACUACGUAAACAUUUUCGGUGCAGCUUGAUUUUCCUGUGACGCCCAAAAAAGAUCUAACCAACGUUAUUUUUGGCAUAGACCUAUUCGGCUAACUCAAUGUUGUACCCAAUUCAAAUCUCCCGGGGAUAAGAUUCUUUGUGUAUUGCAUUUGCAUUAUAAUGUGGCAUUCACAUUUAAAUGAUAUGGAAAUUCCUGAAACAAAACGUUUUAUUCCCAAAGGGUUUGAAUUGGGUACAACAUUGAGUUAGCCGAAAAGGUCUAUUGGGUCAACAAAAACCUCUGAAAGUACAUGUUGUGCUGCAUGACUCUUCCUAGCGUCGUUGUUCCACAAAAAAAGGAACGGUGUUUAGACAAUGGCAAAAUUUGCAAUAAAUUCACACUGUAGUUAUAAGAAAAAUUUAGCCGUUAAGUCACUUUGUAUUAUUAUUAAAGAAAAAUUUAGCCAUUAAUUAACGGCUAAAUUUUACUCUUUACUAAACAAAAAUUUAUCCAUUAAUUAACGGCUAAAUUUUCAUUAACUAUUUAUAAGUGAAAUUUUCAUUAACUAUUUAUACAAACGAAAAAUUUAGCCAUUAAUUAACGGCUAAAUUUUCAUUAAUAUAUAUACAAACGAGAAAUUUAGCCAUUAAUUAACGGCUAAAUUUUACUCUUUACUAAACAAACAUUUAGCCAUUAAUUAACGGCUAAAUUUUCAUUAACUAUUUAUAAGUGAAAUUUUCAUUAACUAUUUAUACAAACGAAAAAUUUAGCCAUUAAUUAACGGCUAAAUUUUCAUUAAUAUAUAUAUACAAAACGAGAAAUUUAGCCAUUAAUUAACGGCUAAAUUUUACUCUUUACUAAACAAACAUUUAGCCAUUAAUUAACGGCUAAAUUUUCAUUAACUAUUUAUAAGUGAAAUUUUCAUUAACUAUUUAUACAAACGAAAAAUUUAGCCAUUAAUUAACGGCUAAAUUUUCAUUAACAUAUAUAUACAAACGAGAAAUUUAGCCAUUAAUUAACGGCUAAAUAAUUCCCAUACAUAUAUGAAGACAGCUAAACUUAGCCGUUAUUUAACGGCUAACUAUUUCCCAUUAUAUACGAAUCAUGCAUUUUUAGCCGUUAAUUAACGGCGAAAUAUUUCCCACUAUAUAGGUAUCAUGCAUUUUUAGCCGUUAAAUAACGGCUAACUAUUUCUCACUAUAUGUGUCAUGCAUUUUUAGCCAUUAAUUAACGGCUAAAUAUUUGCCAUGCAUAUAAGAAUACAGCUAAACUUAGCCGUUAUUUAACGGCUAACUACUUCCCACUAUAUAAGUAUCAUGCAUUUUUAGCCGUUAAUUAACGGCUAAAUAUUUCCGAUAUAUAUAAGGAUACAGCUCAACUUAGCCGUUAAAUAACGGCUAACUAUUUCCCACUAUAUAGGUAUCAUGCAUUUUUAGCCGUUAAAUAACGGCUAACUGUUUCUCACUACAUAAGUAUCAUGCAUUUUUAGCCGUUAAUUAACGGCUAAAUAUUUCCGAUAUAUAUAAGGAUACAGCUAAACUUAGCCAUUUAAUAACGGCUAACUAUUUCCCACUAUAUAACUAUCAUGCAUUUUUAGCCGUUAAUUUACGGCUAAAUAUUUCCGAUAUAUAUAGGGAUACAGCUAAACUUAGCCGUUAAAUAACGGCUAACUAUUUCCCACUAUAUAAGUAUCAUGCAUUUUUAGCCGUUAAUUAACGGCUAAAUAUUUCCGAUAUAUAUAGGGAUACAGCUAAACUUAGCCGUUAAAUAACGGCUAACUAUUUCCCACUAUAUAAGUAUCAUGCAUUUUUAGCCGUUAAUUAACGGCUAAAUAUUUCCGAUACAUAUAAGGAUACAGCUAAACUUAGCCGUUAUUUAACGGCUAACUAUUUCCCAUUAUAUAAGUAUCAUGCACAAUUAACGGCUAAAUAUUUACCACUAUGUAGGUAUCAUGCAUUUUUAGCCGUUAUUUAACGGCUAUUUCUCACUAUAUAAGUAUCAUACAUUUUUAGCCGUUAAAUAACGGCUAACUUUUUCCGAUAUAGAAGGAAAUAGCUAAACUUAGCCGUUAUUUAACGGCUAAACAUUUCCCACUAUAUAAGUGUCAUGCGUUUUUAGCCGUUCGGCUAAAUACCUCCAAAACAUAUAAAGAGACUGCUAAACUUAGCCGUUUGUCUCGGAUGGAUUCAUUUGGAGUACACCAGUCUAGUAAAUCGAAGUGGGCGGUUUGUGGGCCAAGUGAAUCUACCCUUCUGUUUCCGCGGGUGCCUCGAGUAGAAUUUAAAAUGUAUCUUUUUUAUCCAUACAGAAGAUCAAAACUAAGAAGAAGAAGAUCAAAACUACAAUAGUAUGCCGAUGUUUUCUUACCAAAAAUAUGAACUGUAUUAACCGCUUUGGACAUCCAAAAUGAAAGUUAUCAUAAAUUCCUGAGUUUUCUUAAUUCGUGGAAUAAGCAGAAAUUCAAAAGACAUUUGUAAUGUUUUUUUUUUGUUUUAACAAGAACUAGCCAGUUAGGCAACAUUUAGCACGUACAAAAUUUUGAAAAACGUUUCAGGUUAAUAGUUUUAUGUAAAUAUUAAUUUCCAAUUGAUAGUUUAACAAUUAAAUUGAUCAGGUCAAGUAAAAGAAAAUUUAGUUUGACUUGACAGGAACUUGACUUACGCUUAAUAGAAUAUAUUAAUCGGUUUCGUCAAAUAAUCAGAUUAGUUUUAUGAAAGACGAACUUUCAACUACAGAAAGAUUGGCGGUCUCUAAUCCAGAUCAAAAUAACAGGAGCCCGAACAAUCUCCUCAGAGAGUUCCAUAAUGGCUGUCCCGAGCAUGUUUUGUACCAGUAAUAUCUAGUCGGUUUAAUUAUUAGAACUACUUAAUAAAGUACUUAUGGGUAUUGAGUUGCUAGUUUUACUUGUCCCACCCCUUCUUCCAUAAUAUGAAAAAGUCGAUUCAUCCAAUUUUAAACACAACAUUUCUCGCGAGUAGUAUACAUUUAAGGUAAACAUCUCCUUCAAAUAAAAUUCGAUAACAUUGCUGAAGUUUAGGCCUCAAACACAGAUGACAAUAAAAUGCAAUUUUAUAGUUAUUCCGGGGUCGGGCAUUUGAACACUUAUCUCAGCCCCACCGUGAGGUCUUUGUAUGAAUUCCCGGCUGCCAGCCUCUAUCGUAGGGCAAUUGCAGUGGUUCUGAAAAAAAAAAAAAAACAAACAAACAAACAAACGCCCCACAAAUUCCCGGGGAGGAGGGAUAAUUUCCAUGUCAUUCCAUGAUUUGGCUUCGCAUUUCUUUCCAAAUUGAAACUUUUCUUUCCUGGCAAAAGCCCCCCUUCUCUACCACCCUUACUAAAAACCGAAUAGACCACACAACAAAAGUCGUUUGCCCAUGGCCUUCUCCUGGUUUUAUUGGCUUCUGACGUUCUUUAUCCUUUGAUCUUCCCUCACAGCCAUUUUGAAUGAAGCGACAAAAAAACGGCUGUGAGCGAGAGUAACGUCCUAGCAUAAACAGCCCAUUUUGGCAGAAUCAAUUAACGGCUUAAAGAACCAACCGCGGAGCAGUUCUUUUAAUGUUGGGUCCGGUAAGAAGGGAGGGGCAAAUUUCGUAGUUCUCUUUUUGAGGCCGUUUAGAAUUAAAUUUCAAAUUACUGAACCUCUCCCCAGCGCGAUCCCUAUAGUCCGUACAUAAUAAGCCGUUAUUUAAUGGCUAAGUUGAACCUCCUAAAGAAUAUGGCUAAGUUUGACCUCCUUUAUCUAUAUAUGUUGAAAAUAUUUUGAAAUAUUUUUAAGUUUGACCUCCCUCAGGUAUAUAUUGGAAUUAUUUAGCCGUUGAUUAACGGCUAAGUUAAACCUCUAUAAACAAAAAGGAAUUAUUUAGCCGUUAAUUAACGGCUAAGUUUAACUUCCUACACGGAUAUAAAAUAAAAUGUUUAGCCGUUAAUAAACGGCUAAGUUUAACCUUCUUUCCAUAUAUAUGGAAAAUGUUUAGCCGUUGAUUAAUGGCUAAGUUUAACCUUCUUUUCAUAUAUAUGCGAAAUGUUUAGCCGUUAAUUAAUGGCUAAGUUUAACCUUCUUUUCAUAUAUAUGCGAAAUGUUUAGCCGUUAAUUAAUGGCUAAGUUUAACCUUCUUUUCAUAUAUAUGCGAAAUGUUUAGCCGUUAAUUAAUGGCUAAGUUUACCUUCUUUUCGUAUACCUAGGAAAUGUUUAGCCGUUAAUUAAUGGCUAAGUUUAACCUUCUUUCCAUAUAUAUGGGAAAUGUUUAGCCGUUAAUUAAUGGCUAAGUUUAACCUUAUUUUCAUUUAUACAGGAAAUGUUUAGCCGUUAAUUAAUGGCUAAAUUUUACCUACUCUACAUAUAUAUAGGAGGAAUAUUUAGCCGUUAUUUAAUGGCUAAUUUUCACUUACUACAUAUAUAGAGGAAAUGUUUAGCCGUUAAUUAAUGGCUAAAUAAUUUCUAUAAAAAGGAAAAUAUUUAGCCGUUAAUUAAUGGCUAAAUUCUCGGUUUGUAGAAUAUACAAAGUGACUUUAUGGCUAAAUUUUCCUUAUAACUACAGUGUGAAUUUAUUGCAAAUUUCGCAUUUAUAUAUACUGGAAAUGGAGCCGCCAAACCAAAAUGCGAGCCAGAUUGCCAGAAUACAUAUUAAUAUUACUAUUUUGAAGGGAAUGCCCGCGAAUCGACGCGAACGGCGCGCCCCGCAGAAGUAAACAAUGCAAUAAGCGCGAUUGAUAGACUCUUGCAAACUUUACAACUUCCCGCUGGCACACUGCCGACAGAACAGAUGACAAUGCUUGUGAAAAAUCCUUGUUAUUAUACCCAAAAAAGUUGAUUUUAGAUCGGCCACUUACUUUUACAUAACUUCUGCAAAUCCUGCAGCAGUCGUUUGGAACAAUGUCGGUUUCUUUAUAAAGUGGUCUCCUUAUUCCUGGACUCUUGUCGCCCAUCGUUAACACAUGCUUUAGCUUGACCCCGAUUAACAAAUCACUCUUUACCACCCAAGUGGAGAUGGUUUGUUCAUAACAUAAUUUCCCCAGGUCUACCCCCACUUAAAAAAAUAGCGGCUGAUAAGCACGUGUUUGCUAAGUUGCCAUUGGUCACUCCUUUUAUUGGCAAUUUGACGCGUUUGACAGCUGUCGUCUGCAUGAAAGUGAGAUUCGAGGCCAAGGUAACCAGAGGUUUUCCUCUCUCUCCUCGUCGCUUUCGCGACUCGUUGUCGCCGCUUCGCGGCUUCCUCUUGAUCUCUUUCGCGAAGAAAAAUCAAGAAAAACCUCUGGGACCAGGGUACCACUCUUUAGCCUGAAUUUCAAACGAUUGCUUCGAGUCAAAGUAAUCGUCAAGAAAUUCGGGCUAGCCCCUUGCUUUUAUUCAUGGAUGGCUGCAUUUCGGGAGCUAUUUCUGAACGCACUUAUGUCAGUUUUGUUGAAACUGAAAGCUAAUAAAGGAAGGUUUAAUUUCUUCUUGGUAGAAGGGUUGGUUGUUGCUUAUAGGUACGGUUUAUGCAAGUCCGGUUAUUUUGUGAAGGAAAAUGCAAUUGACUUUUAUACUGACUUGUUUUGAAAAAUAUGAUCUCCUCGUAGACAUUUUCGUCGUGACCAAUCAAGCGAACUAUCAAGACUACUCGGGGAUUUAUAACUGAGGUAAGCAUUGCAUGCUGAAGUUAUACUAGAAGUCCUCGGUUCCUUUACCUUAGAACGACGCGUAUUUCGUUCUUUAUCUCGCGCAAACUUUUGUUAAAGCAUGUCUGUGUUUAAUAAGCCUGUGUUGUAUAUGAACUUUCAGUUCGCAGGGGACUUUUUCAGCGAUAGUACCCAUCAUGUAGGAUUUCCUCUCAGCCCUUUCACUGAUUUAUUAUGCAUACAUGGUUAUCAUUCCACUCUGUAUACAGUUGAACCUGAACUUGAACUUGUUUUGCAAAAUAUGAUUUUCUCGUAGACUUUUUCGUCGUGACAAAUCAAGCGAACUAUCAAGACUACUCGGGUAUUUAUAACUGAGGUAGGCAUUACUAGAACUCCACGGUUCUUGGUUACCUUAGAACAGCAUUUGGCCAUUUAUCUCGCGGAAGCUUUUGUAAAAGCAUGUCUCUGAUUAAUAAAGCCUUGUUCGGUGAGGGUAAAAGGUGGAAUGAGUUUGCAGAAUGGCAUGUGGCAUGGCUUGCGGAAUGACAUAAUUAUGCGGAAUGUAAAAUACAUACAUGUACAAGAUCCGUUUCAUCUCUGAAUAUUAUGUCACGAUCACGUAACCCACUGUUUGAAAAAGAAACACUUCUCACGCGGUUGCAAAUACAAAUAAAGGUAAAAAGAAACUGUAAAGUUAAUCGUGCAAACAUUUUGGCCGAGAAACUUAAAGUAGAAGGGAGCGUGACCUUCCAAAAUAACUUUUCUUCAAUUAUGGCCGACUUUCGUGCGGUAGUAUCAGUGCUACCAUGCAGCCCGACUAAUAAAGGCAAGAAGAAUCUUUGCCGCUGUGCAGAAAAGGCUAAUCGACAAUGAGCCUUCGUGGCUUUUUGAUUGUCAUCGUAUGUCAACAUUAAAACAGAGGCUGCGUUUGCAGAUUAAUUGGCGCCAAAAAAGGGCGCACUUUUCAGUUUAAUUUAUUUCUUUGGGUCAUUCUGCAUAUAUUACAUUCCACAUAAUUAUGUCAUUCCGCAAGCCAUGCCACAUGCCAUUCCGCAAACUCAUUCCGUCUUUUACCCUCACCGGGCCUUGUUGUCUAUGAUCUUUCAGUUCGCAGGGGACUUUUUCAGCGAUAGUAGCCAUCAUAUAGGAUUUCAUCUCAGCACUUUCACUGAUUAAUGUAUCGGACAAAUCGAAGCUUCAACAUCCCCUCCCCCGGGCAUUUGACUUUUUGAAAAAUAUUGUUCAAAUUCCCCGCUAUCCGGGCCAAAAUGCCGCUUAAAUGCCCCACACUAGGGUCCAUUCAGGUGAUCAAAUGCCCCCACCACGGGGACAUUUCACAGGCACAUAAAUGACAGAAGGACGGCAGAAACGUCUUCCAGUGGUCUUCGGUUGUGGAACAAAAUCUUUAUAAAUACAGCAAACGAUCUGCAUUCAAUAUAACAAAAACUGAGAAACACUGUUAGCGUAUUUACUAAGAACAAAAGUCUCGUGCAAAGCGGCGGAAAUCGCUGCUACAAGGUCACUGAAGGCUCAGAGUUUCUUCGUGUGUCAUGCAACAUACAAAUCGUUCUUUAAAAAAAAUCCCACCUAUUGAGAUUACUACAUCAUGACAAAUUCACUGACAUGCAUCAUCGCUCACUUGAAUCGCCGGUAUAGGUAUUGUAAUUCGUUAUAAACACAACUUAAUACAUUCAUUUAUUCAAAGCCUGAAUCCAAUAUUAAAAAUAUUAAAAUUUAAAUAACUUCAAAUACGGCACAAACCUCGUAACCAAUUGGCCACAAAGGCACAAUCUUUUCCACGAAAAUCCUCUAACACCGCGUCCCCCAUGACAGCUAGCCACGCCAGAGAUUUCACGUGAACUUGAGGGUGCAGUUCAAAUUCCCCACCUCUAACGCAUGGAGAUGAAAUUCCCCACCCCCUGGAAGACUCUGAUAAUCAAAUUCCCUCCUCCCCUAGUUAGCCUGUUCCAGGCGUUCAGAUAGUGGGGAGCGGUGCGAAGUAAAAAGGAGCGCGAAAAAAUAAAAGAGAGGGAGGAGGGGAGGUGAGAGAGGGAACGCCUGUUAGAUUUGUUUUAAAUAGACUCUUCCGCCCACUCAGACCGCAUCAGCUGUAGGUGGUCUUCACUUGUCAAUCAAGACUGGUGUUACAGCCCCAUACAUUUAUUAUUUUUCUUGCAAAUAAAUCAAAAUUUCUCAGAUCAAAAAUUAAUAUUGUGUAUACAUAGUCUUACUAAAAACCUAAUGUAAGAGUUUCAGACAACAGAGAGUGGGAGAAGUAUUCUUGUCCAAGGAAUUUAUUUACGGCUUUAAAACAUGAUUUCAGCGUGUACGUGACAAAAAAUUAAGAUUCAAGUGACAAACAAAUACCGCUCAUUUCGAUAGAAAGCCGUUUCAAUACAGAUCGUUAACUCAAGCAAUGAAAAUGCACAACAAUUGCAGGGAAAGUUUACCAUUCGGUGAUUGAGUGGACCUCUUCAAUAGCGAUAGCUGGAGCUUGCUUUCCAACCUUUUCUUCUUGAAGUCCUUUUGACACGAUUUGGGACUUCAGUAUACAAUUUCACAGCUUCCACUUUUAACGACCUCAUCCACAUCUUCUCCUAUCAUUGCCGCCGCUACUCCGAUUUUGUUCUAAUGUUCCAGUCGGUAAAAUUGCGAAGACAUCUAUCCUGCCGACUAGGUGUUUUAAAAACAGUUUCUUUGCUCUUCGCGUUUACCCUCCACGUUUGGAAAGUGACUCAGCGAUGUGUUUGUUGCGAGUUCGAAUUCUGCGUGACGGGACGUAAAGUCGGUCAUCACCGCCAUAUCGCAUUUCUCUCUGUGAUCGAAGACGCUCCACUGUUGACAAAAACUGUCAAAAUCAACCAAUCAGAGGGUAUACCAGGAUCUGGUAGACCGGAACGCACUUUUGUUAAAAAUUCUCAUAAGCGUUCCCGCACCUCUCUCCCCAGUCCCCCUCUACGUUUAAUCGCUUUCUUUACUUCGCACUGCUCUCCACUAUCUGAACGCUUGGAACAGGCUACCCCUAGUCUGCUACACAGCCGUUAUUAGUGUCGUCACGCAACGCUCCUGCCAACAAACUAGUGGGGAGGAGCGUUGCGUGACUACUCGUCCCCGGGACGGCAAAAGUGUCAAAUGCCCGGGGGGAGGGAUGUUGAAGCUUCGAUUUGACCGACACAUUAUUAUGCAUACAUGUCCGUACUCAUAGUAGUCUGCUACACAGCCAUUUUUAGUGUCUGCGUUGCGUGACGACGUAAAAAAAGGGUGUGCAGAAGAGUCAUAUUUAUCAUUUGUGUUAAAUUAUAAGGGCAAGCUGUAUACAGAAAUCUUUCUAAACCGGCUCAUCCUCGGACGGGUGUAUUUGAAAAGAACUUGCAAUCUUCCUAAGUGACAUGACACAAAGAAAUUCAAAGAUGUCAACGUAACAGAGCUAUACUAGUUAAGGAAAAUAGGAAGUUAAAAAAAGCAAAACUCCCCAGGUUUUUACACGUACCGAGCUGUUCUCCAUGCGCCUUCCUUUGCGCACACGAGGAAAGUUGAUGUUGGCGAAUUUCAGGUAAAACAUUAGGGCAGUCUGAGACUCUGGCGACAUCGAAAACCACAAAUAAAAGGCUUCUGGCGGGAACAAUCCACAGUAGGUUUCUUAUCUACCUAAAAGCUAUCUAUGGACAAAUUCAUUUUUUAACUCCUGCCACGAGAUUAAGAUUGUUCUCGAUUUUUCCUGACGGUCGCUCUUAGGCUAAAACCGAGAAGCGCAAGGAGUCAGGGGGGAUUUGCUAUUUUAUAUGAACCAUAAUUAUAAUUUUCUGAAAUUCCACAAGCUUAAAAUAACUGGUGGUAUAGAAAUAUAUAUUCUUUUCAUUUGCUGUUCAUUUGUAUUCCGCUAGCAAGAGAUUUUAAACCUUAGAAAUAAGUUCACUUUCCGAAAUUUGACUUUUCUGAAUAUUCCUACUCGCCCGAUUUGUAGUUUGUUGCCAAAAGCUGUAGUAUUUUCAAUGCAGGGUAGAUGAAUGUACAACGACUAGAUAGAUAAUACACACCAUGUUUAAACAAUGGUAAAUCUGGUUUCUUUUUCAUUUCGAUCACUGAUCACCAAAAAGAACGUCUUUUUCCUUUUUUAAGAGAAGACUCCAGUUUAUCAAGUUACAUGACACAACGAUAAAAAAACAAGUAGAACGAUCACUACUUGUGGCAAACCAAAUGCGACUGUGAUCGUGGACAAAAGCGAAUAAUAAAAGAGCUAAGAAAUAAGCUUUUACUCAAUGUUUUAAUUUUACUUUUCAUUUUCGUUAUCGUACGUUAUCUUACAUGAAGAGAAAUUGUAUCAACGGGAAAAAAACACAACAUAUCUACACUUUUUUUUCAGAAGAGCUGAAAUAGCAAAGCAGGCAAAAAUUGUGACAAUUAAAACUAUCUUCUGGACAAGCAGUACGUAGAUUUUAUCUGCAAUUUGUUAGUGGAAUGGCUGCGAAAGGACAAACAAAGGCCACCUGUAAUCUUGGAAAUACCAACACGAUUGCCGAUGAAGUUGGAGAGAGGACAGAGGAAGAAAAAGGGAAUAGUACAAUUGGCGACUCCUAUGUUAACUGUAAAGAUUUCCAGGAAGCCAUCGAGUACCAUAAACGACACCUCAAAAUUUCCAAAGAAGUGGGAGACAAGGCAGGAGAAGGAGAGGCGUACUGUAAUCUUGGCAACGCCUAUCGCAGUAUUGGAGAUUUCCAGAAAGCCAUAGAGUACCAUGAACGAGACCUCAAACUUUCCAAAGAAGUGGGAGACAGGGCAGGAGAAGGAACAGCGUACUGUAAUCUUGGCAACGCCUAUCGCAGUAUUGGAGAUUUCCAGAAAGCCAUAGAGUACCAUGAACGAGACCUCAAACUUUCCAAAGAAGUGGGAGACAGGGCAGGAGAAGGAGUAGCGUACUGUAAUCUUGGCAACGCCUAUGACAGUCUUGGAGAUUUCCAGAAAGCCAUAGAGUACCAUGAACGAGACCUCAAAAUUUCCAAAGAAGUGGGAGACAGGGCAGGAGAAGGAAAAGCGUACGGUAAUCUUGGCAACGCCUAUCGCCAUCUUGGAGAUUUCCAGAAAGCCAUAGAGUACCAUGAGCGAGACCUCAAAAUUUCCAAAGAAUUGGCAGACAGGGAAGGAGAAGGAAUUGCGUACGGUAAUCUUGGCUGCACAUAUAACAGUCUUGGAUAUUUCCAGAAAGCCAUAGAGUACCAUGAACGAGACCUCAAAAUUUCUAAAGAAGUGGGAGACAGGGCAGGAGAAGGAAAAACGUACUGUAAUCUUGGCAUCGCCUAUCACAGUCUUGGAGAUUCCCAGAAAGCCGUAGAGUACUAUGAACGACACCUCAAAAUUUCCAAAGAAGUGGGAGACAGGGCAGGAGAAGGAGGAGCGUACGGUAAUCUUGGCAACGCCUAUAACAGUCUUGGAGAUUUGCAGAAAGCCAUAGAGUACAAUGAACGACACCUCAAAAUUUUCAAAGAAGUGGGAGACAGGGCAGGAGAAGGAAGAGCGUACUGUAAUCUUGGCAGCGCCUAUGACAAUCUUGGAGAUUUCCAGAAAGCCAUAGAGUACCAUGAACGACACCUCAAAAUUUCCAAAGAAGUGGGAGACAGGGCAGGAGAAGGAGGAGCGUACGGUAAUCUUGGCAACGCCUAUAACAGUCUUGGAGAUUUGCAGAAAGCCAUAGAGUACCAUGAACGACACCUCAAAAUUUCCAAAGAAGUGGGAGACAGGGCAGGAGAAGGAAGAGCGUACUGUAAUCUUGGCAGCGCCUAUGACAGUCUUGGAGAUUCCCAGAAAGCCGUAGAGUACUAUGAACGACACCUCAAAAUUUCCAAAGAAGUGGGAGACAGGGCAGGAGAAGGAAUAGCGUACUGUAAUCUUGGCAACGUCUAUGACAAUCUUGGAGAUUCCCAGAAAGCCAUAGAGUACCAUGAACGAGGCCUCAAAAUUUUCAAAGAAGUGGGAGACAGGGCAUGUGAAGGAAAAGCGUACAGUCAUCUUGGCAACGCCUAUCACAGUCUUGGAGAUUUCCAGAAAGCGAUAGAGUACCAUGAACGACACCUCAAAAUUUCCAAAGAAGUGGGAGACAGGGCAGGAGAAGGAAAAGCGUACGGUAAUCUUGGUAUCGCUUAUUACCGUUUUGGAGAUUACCAGAAAGCCAUUGAGUACCUUAAACUUAACCUCAAAAUUUCCAAAGAAUUAGGAGAAAGGGCAGGAGAGGGAAGAGGGUACUGUAAUCUUGGCAACGCCUAUCAGAGUGUAGGAGAUUUACAUACAGCCGUUCACUGUUAUAAUAACAGUGUCAUUGCUUUCGACCACAUCAGGAGAAAUCUCAUAUCUAAUGACGAAUGGAAGAUUAGUCUUGGGAGUACGUAUGAUGAUGUUAUUUUGAGGCUAUGGGGGCUGCAGGUUAAGCAAGGUAAAGUCGUCGAGGCACUUAAAACUGCUGAUCAUGGACGUGCCCAAGCUUUAAAUGAUCUUCUGGAGUUUAAGUAUGGGUUAAAAGGGUUAUCUCCAGAAAUAGGAACACUCUCUGCAGCAACACCUGACAUUCUUAGUUACCUACCAUCAAAUACAGCUUUUAUAGGUAUCAACGAGGGGGAGAUAGUUCUCUGGGUGAACGAGAAAGGAAAAGAAAUCAAAACUAGAGGAACUCAGAUCGAUAUCUCCGGCACAACCAAUUUUCAGUCUCUAUUGGAGACUGCACGUAAAGAAAUAGGUGUGAGAGCUGUUGUUAACUGUGAAGAUCGCUCAUUAAGGAACCCAAGAAAAAGAAAAAGAUCCAGCAAGCCAAGGUCUCAUUCCUCAUCUUUUGAGCCAAAGUCAUUGCAGACAUUUUACAAAGUUGUUAUUGACCCUAUAAGAGACUUACUCCAAAGCGAUGAUCAUGAGGUUGUGAUUGUUCCACAAGGACCUCUUUGUUUGGCCCCUUAUGCUGCUUUCAUUGACUUGAAAUCUAAGUACCUCUGCGAAACUUUUAGAAUUCGCCUACUUCCCUCACUUUCUACUCUGCGAUUAAUCCAAAAUUGUCCAGCAGAUUGGCACAGCAAGACUGGCGCUCUUCUCGUCGGUGAUCCGUGGGUACAGGAGGUAACGACGCUAGAGCAGUUAGCGUGGGCCGAAAAGGAAGUGCGGAUGAUUGGGAAAAUACUUCAAACUGAACCUCUCGUUGGAAAGCAGGCAACAAAAGAUGAAGUGUUAAGACGUAUCUCCUCGGUUGCUCUGGUGCACAUUGCUGCUCACGGUGAAAUGGAAACAGGAGAAAUUGCCUUGGCCCCAAACACAACACGUUUAUCCGUGAAUCCAGCCAGGGAGGACUAUCUCUUAACUAUGAAAGAUGUUUUAAAGGCGCAGAUUAGGGCAAGACUUGUUGUACUUAGUUGUUGUCAUAGUGCCCGGGGUGAAGUCAAAUCUGAGGGUGUGGUCGGUAUUGCACGGGCAUUUUUAGGUGCUGGUGCUCGCUCUGUUCUGGUGUCUCUGUGGGCGAUCGACGACGAAGCUACUAUGGAGUUCAUGAAAGUUUUCUACCAACAACUAGUCCAUGGACGAAGUGCCUGUGAGGCUCUGAAUAAAGCCAUGAAAUCCAUGAGAGAAUCUGACCGCUUUAACGCUGUGAGGUACUGGGCGCCGUUUGUUCUCAUUGGUGACGACGUAACGUUCGAGGUUGAAGGUAGCAAUGAAUAA
Porites lobata is the source of this 18899-nucleotide messenger RNA. The record is from the annotation of a GenBank genome assembly. Lineage: Eukaryota; Metazoa; Cnidaria; Anthozoa; Scleractinia; Poritidae.